CAAUACCAACCCCAACCCCAAACCCGCUCGUUAAAAAUGUAAAUGCGAAAAAUUCAAUACUGUGCAGCCAUACACGACGGUCGCAACGCGUUGCCACAAGAAAUAGAAGAAUAAAAGUUGAAACAGAACUCGUGUUCGCAAAAUUAAAUUUCGAAAUUCGCACACAAUUAGCAGCUGCAGUCCACGCAGCGCCAAAAAGAGAAAGAGAAACAUAGUAAAGUAGCAAAAGCAGCGAAAAGUGCGUGAAACGCGACCGGCAAAAAGGAUACAAAGGGCCACAAAGCGUACAGUGAAAGUGACAUAGGAGCAGCCCAUUAGAGCAGUUCAUAAAGUUGUUAAUCAAAAAGAAGAUAAGCAAAACACAAACACUCACACACACACACACACAUACUGUACGGCACUCGCAAUAUGUUAGGUGUGGCUAUGGAGCGCUGUUAGUGAGCUGCCGGCGCCAGCAUCAACAGCAACAACAACAACAAACACGGCGCGGACUCGCAGUCGCAGUCGCAGUCGCAGUAGGAGUCGCAGCUGUAGGGCGAGACGGAGGCGAAGAGGGCGAGAAAGAAGAAGCGGAAGCGGCGAACGGAGCAGCAGCGCGACGCGCCCAGCUUUAAGCGGCAGCAGUUGACAAACGGUAACGGCAACGGCGACGGCGACGGCAAAGGCUGCGCUGGCGGCUGCUGUUCAAGUUGUUGUUGUUGUUGGUGGCAGCGGCGGAGACACAGGCAGAGGCAGAGGAAGAGCCGAGUACAACAAUGAUAAGCACAUCCAGUUCGCAGACAUAACAUUUUGGGGCGGCAGAGAACGGCAUGGUGAAAAUGGAGUCCACUGAGGAACAGGAUAGAAAGCUUGUUUUGGAGUUUUGCCAUUUGCUCGAGAAAUCCAAGCAGCUUUUCAAUGGGCUCAGUAGAGAUCUGCCGCAGUAUGGACAUCGUCAGUGGCAGGCGUACUUUGGACGCACCUUCGAUGUCUACACAAAACUCUGGAAGUUUCAGCAGCAACAUCGCAUGGUCCUCGACUCCAAAUAUGGACUGAAACGUUGGCAAAUUGGCGAAAUAGCCAGCAAAAUCGGACAGCUUUAUUAUCACUAUUAUUUAAGAACGAGCGAAACGAACUACCUGAAUGAGGCGUAUCAGUUCUAUGCGGCAAUACGUGGACGUGCGUACUACUCGCGCGCUGCCAAGGAGGACCGGCCGGAUUUGAUGGUGAAGAAAUUGCGAUAUUAUGCACGGUUCAUAGUCGUCUGUCUGCUGCUCAAGAAGAUGAAGCUGGUGCGGGAGCUGGUCACGGAGCUGGAGAAACAAAUACAGGAGUACACGAACACCUACGAGCCGGAAGAUCACUUGGAAUGGUCCCUGGUUCUGGAGGAGAUCAAGGGCUUCAUCAAGGCGGAGGCCGCAGUCGCCGUGCUGCAUGCCGACUCCAAUCCCAUCAUCUUGUCGCACAGUGGUUCCGGUUCUAGGUUAUCGCCGCUGACGACGCCGCCGUGCGAGAGAUCACCGCACAUGACGCUCAGCCUGCAGGAGAUACUGAUUGUUGGAUCCGCCUGUGAGCAGGCCAAGUUCUCCGAGCUCACUAUGGACAUGUUUAGAAUGCUGCAAACGCUGGAACGUGAGCCCACGGAAUCGGCAACGAAUCCGCUUAGCAUGUCACAUGGGCUGCAUGGGCACGAUGCGAGCCCGGCGGCCAGUCGCAUACCACCAUACGGAGUGCCCGGCUCCAAGGGCUUUAUGGAGAAUGGCCGUCGAGACUGUCGAGACAAUCCACAUAAAUAUCUACUAUACAAGCCAUCGAUUAGCCAGCUGCUGGUGUUCCUCGCCAGCGGCUUCAAGGAACUACCUUUGGGCGGUGCUCUGCUCCUGUACAUGUCAGCGGACGGCUGUUUCUCCACCACCAAGCAUCCCGAGGACUAUGGCUAUGAGCUGGGCGGCUUGGGCACGAGUGUGAAGCGUGAUAGCGUCGAUGGCGGCGGCCUGUCGUGCCGCGGGAAGUCCUACAAGGAGAACCACUGUCUUUAUCCCGGCGAUCUCUAUCCGUUCACGCGUCGGCCCAUGUUCAUUAUCAUCGAUUCGGAUAAUUCGUUUGUCUUUCAGCAUAUACCCCGCUACUUUGGACAGCCGCUGGUCAUUCUCAUGUCGCCGCAAGAUGUGCCGCCCGCUUUUCAAGCCGAUGUACAGCAUCAUGGUUCGUUGUUUACAUUGUUCCUGCACUCCCCGCUGACAGCGCUCUGCUACAUUUGCAAUGUGGGAGAUGUGCCCAUUCAUCAUUGGGAACGCUGUCAGACCUAUGUGGAUCGUUUCAUAACCGAAGCCUCGCGUCUGGUUACGCGCUGUCGCAUCGAUGAGAUCGAGCAGGGCAUAGGCUUUAUAGACUCCUCGUAUGUUCAGUUCUUUGGGGACGAUUUUCUGCGCACACUCAUUCUACGUUUCGUGUUCUGUGAUGUGGUGCUGCGUUUGCAUCGCGGUUUCCGUGGCAGGCAUAUGCGGCCGCGCUGCGAACCCCAGCUGCCGGCUAACGAACUGCUCGAGCAUCCCUCGCUGUCGCACAUCAUAUUCCAGCUGGCAUCGGCGCUCGAUGUGCGCAACCAUUUCUCGGAGGGGCCCGAGUGCGACUGAUGACUUUUUUUGGCCGUAGUCUUAGCUCUAGUCAUAAUGAUAAUUUUCUACAUGAUGCAGCAGCAGCAGCUGCAGCAACAGCUGCUGCAGCUAUUCAAUCUCUACUGCCUGAACAGACAGUUCUCGUUGUUCCAUUAUCUGUACAAUAUAUAUUCGCUGGCAGCGAGCUGGUCUGUUAGCUGAAACUAGCUGCAGAUAUUCUCCAUUGUCUGGAUAUUCAAAUUUUGAUAACAUACCAGAUACGAUAUAUCAUAUGAGUAUAU
Molecule: messenger RNA, 2878 nt
Organism: Drosophila arizonae
Lineage: Eukaryota; Metazoa; Arthropoda; Insecta; Diptera; Drosophilidae
Product: protein SCAI
Biological process (GO): DNA-templated transcription
Molecular function (GO): transcription corepressor activity
Source: RefSeq, a predicted model, not a curated record